Exophiala bonariae is the source of this 612-nucleotide messenger RNA. RefSeq lists its product as uncharacterized. Bases 1 to 612 code for a protein of 203 amino acids. The transcript is spliced from 2 exons. The record is from RefSeq and is a predicted model, not a curated record. NCBI's taxonomy places the organism in Eukaryota, Fungi, Ascomycota, Eurotiomycetes, Chaetothyriales, Herpotrichiellaceae. Gene Ontology annotation, biological process: cellular response to oxidative stress. Gene Ontology annotation, molecular function: oxidoreductase activity.
AUGUCUUCCGCAUUCCUCGACGCCGUCAAGUCACGACGCACCUAUUAUCAACUUUCACAUGAAUCAACCAUCCCGGACUCUAGAAUCCAUGAGAUCGUCAACGAUACCAUCAAGCACGCCCCCUCAUCGUUCAACUCUCAAUCAACCCGCGUUGUCGUUCUCCUGGGUGACGAACACACCAAACUUUGGGAAGAAAUCGUCAAGCCAGCAGUGAAAGCCGUCGCUCCCCCUGAGGCAUGGGCAGGCUCUGAACAGCGAUUGAACGGCUUCAAGGCCGGAUACGGCACCAUCUUGUUCUACGAGGAUCCCGCCGAUGUUGCCAAGUUGCAGGAGCAAUUCGCUCUCUAUGCCGACAAAUUCCCCCAGUGGAGUGAACACACCAACGCCAUCCAUCAAUACAUCUUGUGGACCGCUUUGGAGGCUGAAGGUUUGGGCGCCAAUCUUCAACAUUACAACCCUCUUAUCGACGCCAAAAUCGCCUCUACCUGGAACGUCGAUCUAAAGUGGAGUCUGAAGGCUCAACUUGUUUUCGGCAAGCCUGCUGGCCAGCCUGGCGAGAAGGCAUUCAAGCCUCUUGAGGAGCGCAUUGCUGUUCACGGUGCCAAGAACUAG